AUGGCUCCCACCCCUCCCUCCCCUCCUUCCGCCCCGCCGGCCCUGCCGGCGGCCACUCUAUCCCCUCCUUCCGCCCCGCCGGCCCUGCCGCCGGCCACUCUCUCCUCCGACGCCUCCCCCAGCUACGUUCAUCUCGCGCAGGAGUCCCUCCGCCUCUUCGUUGGCCUGUGUGAGGGGGACCGGCUCGACCCCGCCGUCCUCCCUGCUGCCGCUUUCGUCCCCUCCGACCACCUAGUCUUCCCCUGCGCCAGCCUAGUGCAAAAAAUCCUCCUCUGUCAACCCCUUCGCCGGCGGCUGUUCUCGCUGUCUUUCCUCCCUUACGGUCCAGCUGUUCAUGCUCAGUCCCCACCAUCCGUGCCCCAUUCCUGCAAGCCUCUCUCCGAUGUUCUGCUGUUGCACCACUCCGUUGGGCUCAAGUUCGAAAAUGCAGCUUGGACGAGGCUAAAAUCCUUCACCACAGUUCCUUCGGCUCCGGCUCCGCCCUCCUGCCCGCUUACUGUCACCUUCUUCCAGUUUCCCCUGCCUAUCUCGCCCGUGCUCUGCGACCUCAUCCUCCAUUGCCUGUUUGGUGGCAACCCCCGCCAGUUCCACUCCGCCGUCGUCGCGGAGGAUGAGUUCUCCUGCGUUGUGGCUAACAGAGGGGUCGCUGAUCUCAUCCUGUCGUUUGGCGACCUCAGAAGGCCGGGGAUUGACGUGCGUUUCUCGCUGCCCGAGCAGCGAUCACCCGCGCCUCCGGCGGCCACUCUUGUGCCGGCUCCGACGGGGGCUUUCCGCCUGCAUCAUCGAGCUGCGACAGGCCGGCCUCGGCCGUCAGUUAAGUUCUAG
Aegilops tauschii subsp. strangulata is the source of this 825-nucleotide messenger RNA. The record is from RefSeq and is a predicted model, not a curated record. Lineage: Eukaryota; Viridiplantae; Streptophyta; Magnoliopsida; Poales; Poaceae.